This is a messenger RNA of Octopus sinensis (East Asian common octopus), 1434 nucleotides long. RefSeq lists its product as uncharacterized. The record is from RefSeq and is a predicted model, not a curated record. Bases 1 to 1434 code for a protein of 477 amino acids. The transcript has a single exon. Gene Ontology annotation, molecular function: transmembrane transporter activity. Gene Ontology annotation, biological process: transmembrane transport; monoatomic anion transport. Lineage: Eukaryota; Metazoa; Mollusca; Cephalopoda; Octopoda; Octopodidae.
AUGCCAAGCUUUUUCAGACGUAUUAACCGUUUUUAUUCAUGUCGUUGGAGGACGUGUUACGCUUGUACUGUAGCUUUAAUUCUGCUACAGUCUUUAAGAGUUGAUAUAAGUAUGGCUUUUGUUUGCAUGUUGAAAACGCCCAAUCGGACAAAUAAUGAAAAUAAUUUUACACGAACUAACGAACAUUGUUCUUCUUUAAACAACCAUAAAAUAAUGCAACAUUUUGAAGGUGAGUUUGAAUGGAGCAACACGUUACAAUCAAAUAUCUUAGCAUGUUACUUUUAUGGGUAUAUUUCAACUAAUAUUUUAGCUGGAAUAUUGGUAAACAAAUAUGGUGGGAAAAAAGUUCUAGGAAGCUCACUUCUCUUCGCAUCAUUUCUGACCAUUCUCCACCCAAGUUUAUCUCGAAUAAGUGGUUACUUAACAAUUGUCCUAAGAAUAUUAACAGGUAUGGUCUCGGCACCGAUGUUCCCAGCAAUCCUAUCGCUAAUGGCACGUUGGGCCCCACCAUCUGAGAAAGACCUAUUGAUUGGUAUUACUUUUACAGGUCAAGUAUUGGGCAAUAUUGCAGGUUUUGUAAUAUUCGGUUACCUUUGUGAGUAUGGAUUUGAUAAUGGAUGGGGUUCUAUAUUUUAUACAAGUGGUGUAACGACGUUGAUUUUUAGUUUUGUGUGGUAUUAUGCUGUUUACGAUAAUCCAGAUCUCCAUCCUACAAUCAGCCAAGAAGAACAUGCUUAUUUAAACAGAACUAUAAUAUGUGAAAGACUACCUAAAAAUAUACCUUGGCGACGGAUGCUUUCUUCGCCUGCAAUUUGGGCUAUUGUUUUCGGUUUGUUUGGUUAUGAUUGGGGCUCCAUUUCCCUCCAGGUAUUGCUGCCUCUGUAUUUAAAAGAAGCCUUAAACGUUAAUGCAACAUCCAACGGUAUAAUUUCCUCAGCUCCUUCGGUUGCAGAAGUCAUUGUCCUACCAUUAUGGGGAAAAUUGGCCGAUAUUUUGCGUUCAAAGAAUUAUAUGUCAACUCACUCGGUGCGUGUUUUAUUCCAAACCGUUGCUCUAGUUGCUUGUGCAAGUCUACUGAUUACCAUGGGAUACCUCAGAUGUGACCAACUCAUUCAAAUAUAUAUUUUCUUGUUUCUUUGUGGUGCAUUCCUAGCAUUUAGCUGUAGUGGAGUUAUUGCCAACAGCAUUGACAUUGCUCCCAGUUAUGUCGGCGUAAUCUUUGGACUUACUAACACAAUUUGUGCAUCAUCAGGCAGCUUUUCUUCCUUGUUCGCAAAAGCUCUGACACCAAAUGGCACACAGAGCGAAUGGCAGAUCGUAUUUGCUUUGUAUGGCGCUGUUCUUGUCUUAGGUGCAAUAUUCUUUGCAGUGUUGGUAAGAACAGAAAUUCAAGACUGGGCAAGACCUGAGGGAUUCGAACCAGAGGAAGCAUGA